AUGAACCUUGAGCAGUACAGCUACUGCUCAAGGUUCAUCACCGAGUCUGCUCAAGAUUACUUACAUAGCGGUUGUGCUCAGGCAAUAGUUCAGAGAGACGUCAAAACAACAAAUAUUUUGUUGAAUGAGCAUUAUGAAGCCAAGGUGGCUGAUUUCGGGCUGUCAAAGUCACUCCCAAUCAGAGAAAGCCAUGUGUCGACCAUUGUCGCUGGAACUCCCGGAUACCUCGACCCGGAAUACUACAGAACGGGAUGGUUAACUACAAACAGCGAUGUGUAUAGCUACGGAGUUGUACUGUUGGAGCUCCUCACAAACCAACCCGUGGUUGACCAAAGCCGUGAGCAGGAUCAUAUUGGAGGGUGGGUAGGACUAAAGCUUACCAAUGGAGGAGACAUAAGCACCAUCAUGGAUCCAAGACCCAGAAAUUAUAAUUCUGGCUCUGCAAGGCAAUAUGUUGAGUUAGCCAUGGCUUGCCUAAAUCCAUCUUCCUCGGAAAGACCGACCAUGUCUCAGGUUGUUGAUGAAUUAAAGCAGUGUUUGGCAUCUGAACUCUCAACAAGAGCAGGACCGAGUCGUGACACUGACAUGGACAGUUAGUUCCACAGAUACUGAAAUAAAACCCGGCCGCAGCUCGAUAGAUUAUUUUCUAUUUACAUGAUGUUUCAAUUUUCUCCACAAACUAUCUUCAAUUUCUUGUCAAACGCUACCAACUUUGUCUUAAAUGCUCAAGUGAAAUAAUAUACUGAAAUUCUCUCUUUGAUUU
Molecule: messenger RNA, 763 nt
Organism: Camelina sativa (false flax)
Lineage: Eukaryota; Viridiplantae; Streptophyta; Magnoliopsida; Brassicales; Brassicaceae
Source: RefSeq, a predicted model, not a curated record